AUUUUUGUGAUAAAUAAAAGAUUCUUUAAAUUCAAAGAGAGAAUUCUGCAAGACCCUGUAAACUGAAGGCAUGGCAUCAAGAAUAUCAAGCGAAGCAUCUCUUCCCACUCAAAGAUUACUAGGGAAGGUGUCCGUAGUGACAGGUGGCGCGAGCGGCAUCGGAGAGAGCAUCGUGCGAUUAUUCCACCGCCACGGCGCAAAAGUCGUCAUAGCCGAUAUCCAAGACGACCUCGGCUCCCAACUCCACGAGCGCUUAGGUGGCGGCUCCGAAAUCUCCACCGUCCACUGCGACGUCACGAUGGAGGACCACGUCAGAAACGCCGUUGAUCUCGCCGUCGAAAAAUACGGGACCCUCGAUAUAAUGGUCAACAAUGCGGGCACAUCGGGCCCACCUUGCCCCGAUAUCCGCGAUUUUGAAAUCCCGAUUUUCGAAAAGAUCUUCGACAUAAACGUAAAGGGCGUUUUUAUAGGUAUGAAGCACGCGGCUCGGAUAAUGAUACCCGCGAAAAGGGGCUCGAUUGUAUCUAUUGCUAGCGUGGCGAGUGUUGUUGGUGGGGCGGGCCCACAUGCUUACGCGGGCUCGAAGCACGCGGUUUUGGGGUUGACUAGAAAUGUGGCGGCGGAGUUGGGGAAGCAUGGGAUUAGGGUUAACUGCGUCUCACCUUACGCGGUGGAGACGGGGUUGGCGGUGGCACACUUGCCGGAGGAGGAGAGGACCGAGGAUGCUUUGGCGGGGUUUCGGAACUUUGUGGGGGCACAAGCGAAUUUGAGUGGGGUGGAGUUGACGGUUGAUGACGUGGCGAAUGCGGUGGUUUUCUUGGCGAGUGACGAGGCGAGGUACGUGAGUGGGGCGAAUCUCGUGGUCGAUGGAGGGUUCACUACUUCGAACCACUCGCUUCGGGUGUUUAGGUGAAUGAUUUUUUUCUUUCUUUCUUUCUAGUUGUGAUAAACUAGAUUUUGAGGGACUAGAAAUGAAGUUUAGGAUGGGUUUUUUUCUUGCACGAGAGUGAAGAUUUACUAGUGUACCUAUAUGAUUGGCUGUUGGUUCCCAAAAAAUAAUUUGUGUAUUCUUCUAGGGUUAUAUUUCUUGGUGUGAU
This is a messenger RNA of Erythranthe guttata (spotted monkey flower), 1097 nucleotides long. The record is from RefSeq and is a predicted model, not a curated record. NCBI's taxonomy places the organism in Eukaryota, Viridiplantae, Streptophyta, Magnoliopsida, Lamiales, Phrymaceae.